AGGCGGGGAAAGGCGACGCAAGCAGCCGCGACGCCAUUUGCUGCUGUCGAGCGUGGGCGCAAGCGGAUCUCGGAAGAACCCAGUCUCCAGACUCUCCGGAGCACGCUACUCGGCCUCCAGGAGCCUGCUUGGUCCCGCGCGCGCUCUUUCGUGUCUCCCAUCGCGCCCCUCUGAGGAGUCCCUUCCUCCGCCGCUCCCGCUCGGAAAGAAGUCGGAGACUCCGCGAGUCCACCUUCACCGCCAUGCCCAAGAAUAAAGGUAAAGGAGGUAAAAAUAGACGCAGAGGUAAGAAUGAAAAUGAGUCUGAAAAAAGAGAGCUGGUGUUCAAAGAGGAUGGGCAAGAGUAUGCUCAAGUAAUCAAAAUGUUGGGAAAUGGACGAUUAGAAGCAAUGUGUUUCGAUGGUGUAAAGAGGUUAUGUCACAUCAGAGGGAAAUUGAGAAAAAAGGUUUGGAUAAAUACUUCAGACAUCAUAUUGGUUGGUCUUCGAGACUACCAGGAUAACAAAGCUGAUGUUAUUUUAAAAUACAAUGCAGAUGAAGCUAGAAGUCUGAAGGCUUAUGGCGAGCUUCCGGAGCAUGCUAAAAUCAAUGAAACUGAUACAUUUGGUCCUGGAGAUGAUGAUGAAAUUCAGUUUGAUGACAUUGGAGAUGAUGAUGAGGACAUUGAUGAUAUCUAAAUCGAACUCAACACUUUACAUUCCAGUUUUUCGGAAGAUUUUCCUGCAGUUUGGAUUUUGGCCAUAACCCUAAAAGAAGAUUAAAUUUUCAUUAGCAUGAUUGUGAUUUGUUAAGGCAGACUGAUUUGUUUCUAAGGUAUUUGUUUCCUUAAAACUGAUAAUGCUGAAUUAUCUUAAGUGAAACAUUAAGCCCAUUUUGUGCUAUUGAUGUAAUGGAGCUUAUGGAUAGAAGAGCACAUCUAUUUAAAAAAAGAAAAAAGAAAAAAAAAUACAUUACUGCCUUUCCUACUUUGACCACUUGCAGUAAGUAAAUGGAUGUUUUGAAUAAACCAUUUGCCUUGUA
Molecule: messenger RNA, 1020 nt
Organism: Marmota monax (woodchuck)
Lineage: Eukaryota; Metazoa; Chordata; Mammalia; Rodentia; Sciuridae
Gene: Eif1ax
Product: eukaryotic translation initiation factor 1A X-linked
Exons: 7
Coding region: 243-677 (144 amino acids)
Biological process (GO): translational initiation
Cellular component (GO): cytoplasm
Molecular function (GO): RNA binding; translation initiation factor activity
Source: RefSeq, a predicted model, not a curated record